CAGGCGGAAGGCGGGGAGGGGGCGUGUCAGGGCUGACUCUCGGGCUGCGUGGGGCUCUAGGGAGCUGUGGGACUCGGGCCUAGGGGCUAAGAGCUAGCGGUCCUGCGGCCUCGGCGGCCGGGUGCAGGAAGAUGGCGGCACGAUGGAGCAGCGAGAACGUGGUGGUGGAGUUUCGGGACUCCCAGGCAACUGCAAUGUCCGUGGACUGUCUGGGGCAGCACGCAGUGCUUUCUGGACGCAGGUUCCUAUACAUCGUCAAUCUAGAUGCCCCCUUUGAAGGUCACCGAAAGAUCUCUCGCCAGAGCAAAUGGGACAUUGGAGCCGUGCAGUGGAAUCCUCAUGACAGCUUUGCACACUAUUUUGCAGCCUCGAGUAACCAACGGGUCGACCUUUAUAAAUGGAAAGACGGCAGUGGGGAAGUGGGCACAACCUUGCAAGGCCAUACUCGUGUAAUCAGCGACUUGGAUUGGGCUGUGUUCGAGCCAGAUCUCCUGGUUACCAGCUCUGUGGACACCUACAUCUACAUAUGGGAUAUCAAAGACACCAGGAAACCUACCGUGGCACUAUCUGCUGUGGCGGGUGCCUCCCAGGUCAAAUGGAAUAAAAAAAGUGCUAACUGCCUUGCCACCAGCCAUGAUGGUGAUGUGCGGAUAUGGGAUAAGAGGAAACCCAGUACAGCAGUGGAGUACUUAGCAGCCCACCUCUCCAAAAUCCAUGGCCUGGACUGGCACCCAGACAGUGAGCACAUUCUUGCUACCUCCAGUCAAGACAACUCUGUCAAGUUCUGGGAUUACCGCCAGCCUCGGAAAUACCUCAAUAUUCUCCCUUGCCAGGUGCCUGUCUGGAAGGCCAGAUACACGCCUUUCAGCAAUGGAUUAGUGACGGUGAUGGUUCCCCAGCUGCGGAGGGAAAACAGCCUCCUCCUGUGGAAUGUCUUUGACUUGAACACCCCAGUUCACACCUUUGUGGGGCAUGAUGAUGUGGUGCUGGAGUUCCAGUGGAGGAAACAGAAGGAAGGGUCCAAGGACUACCAGCUGGUUACGUGGUCCCGGGAUCAGACCUUGAGAAUGUGGCGGGUAGAUUCCCAGAUGCAGAGGACCUCCAUCUCCUGUCCUUUGUUGCAGCUUUGUGCAAAUGACAUUCUAGAUGGUGUCGAUGAGUUCAUUGAGAGCAUUUCUCUUCUGCCGGAGCCAGAGAAGACCCUGCACACCCAAGACGCAGACCAGCAGCACAACUCAAGCCACGGGGAGGAAGAAGCCUUAAAGGAAGAUCCCCCUAGCUGUGUCCUGGAAGAGAGGAAAUCAGAUCAACUGGGCCUCCCUCAGACCCUGCAGCAGGAGUUCUCCCUGAUCAAUGUGCAAAUCCGGAACGUCAAUGUGGAGAUGGACGCAGCGGACAGGAGCUGCACAGUGUCCGUGCACUGUAGCGGCCAUCGCGUCAAGAUGCUGGUGAAGUUCCCCGCGCAGUACCCCAACAACGCCGCCCCUUCCUUCCAGUUUGUCAACCCUACAACCAUUACGUCUACCAUGAAAGCUAAGCUGCUAAAGAUUCUCAAGGACACCUCCCUGCAAAAGGUGAAACGCAACCAGAGCUGCCUGGAGCCCUGCCUGCGCCAGCUCGUCUCCUGCCUCGAGUCCUUUGUGAACCAGGAAGACAGCGCCUCCAGCAACCCGUUUGCGCUCCCAAACUCCGUCACACCCCCCUUGCCAACGUUUGCGCGGGUGACCCCUGCCUAUGGGUCCUACCAGGAUGCCAAUAUCCCCUUCCCCAGGACCUCUGGGGCCAGGUUCUGCGGAGCAGGUUAUCUGGUGUAUUUCACAAGGCCCAUGACGAUGCAUCGGGCAGUGUCUCCGACAGAGCCUACCCCAAGGUCUCUCUCAGCCUUGUCUGCUUAUCAUACUGGCUUGAUUGCACCAAUGAAGAUCCGCACAGAGGCCCCUGGGAACCUCCGUUUAUACAGCGGGAGCCCUACCCGCAGCGAGAAAGAACAGGUCUCCAUCAGCUCCUUCUACUACAAGGAGCGGAUGUCUCCUCGCUCUGCCCGGCGACGUUGGUCCAUACAAGCAAUUAACGACUUCCCGAAAUCACGGCGGUGGAAAAGUAAGCGUGAGGGGUCGGACUCUGGCAAUCGGCAGAUCAAAGCGGCCGGGAAGGUCAUCAUCCAGGACAUCACGUGCCUCCUUCCUGUUCACAAAUCCCUGGGAGAACUGUACAUAUUGAACGUGAAUGAUAUUCAGGAAACAUGUCAGAAGAACGCCACUUCGGCCUUGCUUGUGGGAAGAAAGGAUCUGGUCCAGGUCUGGUCCCUGGCUACGGUAGCUACAGAUCUUUGCCUUGGUCCAAAGUCUGAUCCAGAUCUGGAAACACCCUGGGCUCGGCAUCCAUUCGGUCGACAGCUGCUGGAGUCCCUCUUGGCCCAUUAUUGCCGGCUCCGGGAUGUGCAGACGCUGGCCAUGCUCUGCAGCGUGUUUGAAGCCCAGUCUCGGCCCCAGGGAAUACCAAACCCCUUUGGGCCUUUUCCUAACCGUUCCUCUAAUCUUGUGGUGUCCCACAGUCGAUACCCCAGCUUUACCUCCUCUGGCUCCUGCUCCAGCAUGUCAGACCCAGGGCCCAACACUGGUGGCUGGAACAUAGCGGGAAGAGAGGCAGAACAUAUAUCAUCACCCUGGGGAGAGUCUUCCCCAGAGGAACUCCGCUUUGGCAGUCUGACCUACAGUGAUCCUCGGGAGCGAGAACGGGACCAGCAUGACAGAAAUAAAAGGCUUUUGGACCCUGCCAAUACCCAGCAGUUCGACGACUUUAAGAAAUGCUAUGGGGAAAUUCUCUACCGCUGGGGUCUGAGGGAGAAACGAGCUGAAGUAUUGAAGUUUGUCUCCUGUCCUCCUGAUCCUCACAAAGGGAUUGAGUUUGGCGUGUACUGCAGCCACUGCCGGAGUGAGGUCCGCGGCACGCAGUGUGCCAUCUGCAAAGGCUUCACAUUCCAGUGUGCCAUCUGCCACGUGGCCGUGCGGGGAUCAUCCAAUUUCUGCCUGACCUGCGGGCACGGUGGCCACACCAGUCACAUGAUGGAGUGGUUUCGGACCCAGGAGGUGUGUCCCACGGGCUGUGGGUGCCACUGCCUGCUCGAAAGCACUUUCUGAACCUACAGACUGUGGGAAUUGUCAGAAAUCCUAGAGGACCCCAAUGGUGACAAGCCCUCUGCUGUAAUCAAGGUGCUAGAACUUGGGUGUAUCCCUAGUGGGACAGAGGUGUGCUCCACUCAGAGCCUGCACAGCAUCAGCCUUCCUCGGGCCUUUGCUUCCUCGUGGCUGUCUGGCUGGCGUGGACACACCAUAGGAAGAUGAGCCCACAGGUGUGCAGCCGCACGUCACGUGUUGUCUGUGUCAGCUGAGCUCCCACGGUGGAGAGAAGCACCUUUAAGGAGUGUGAGCCUUACCCCAUAAAGGCUCUCCUGAUGCCAAUGCACACACCAGAGUCAGAUGCAAAAGACUCCAUCUGAGCCCCGGGACAGUGGAUAUUUAAUUGACAAGCAGGACUUUGACCCCAUGGCUUUAGAGCUUGGUACUUGCUGAGCUGAUGGACAGUGGCCUUCAAAGAUAUGACACUUUAAUUGUAAAUAUGUGAUGUACCUAAGGAUUCUUAAAAUGUAUUUUUUUUGUUUGUUAUUUCGCCUCCAGCUGCUGUUCCUGGGCCAAUAAAAUU
Otolemur garnettii (small-eared galago) is the source of this 3702-nucleotide messenger RNA. It is a transcript of the gene WDR59, whose product is annotated as WD repeat domain 59. The record is from RefSeq and is a predicted model, not a curated record. Gene Ontology annotation, molecular function: protein binding. The coding region runs from base 132 to 3140 and encodes 1002 amino acids. Lineage: Eukaryota; Metazoa; Chordata; Mammalia; Primates; Galagidae. The transcript has 27 exons.